Messenger RNA from Phoenix dactylifera (date palm), 591 nucleotides. Lineage: Eukaryota; Viridiplantae; Streptophyta; Magnoliopsida; Arecales; Arecaceae. The record is from RefSeq and is a predicted model, not a curated record.
AUGCAGCAGCAGAUACAGCAGCAGAUGCAGGUGCAGCAGCAGAUGCAGAUGCAGCAGCAGGUGCAGACCACUGCCCGACCUACACAGUCCAUUGAGUCCUACUAUGAGCGAUUCCGUAGGCUCAACCCACCUAUGUUUGAUGGUGGAGCUGACCCUCUGGUUGUUGAGACAUGGAUUCGGGAGGUAGAGAAGAUGUUCAAAGCCUUGCAAUAUCCCGAAGAAGUGAAGGUCAGAUUGGCUAUCCCUAUGCUAAAAGGAAAUGCAGAGUUCUGGUGGAUGGCCAUUGAAGCUGCACUCGAGGGUGAGGACAAGCUACCGACAUGGGAGGAAUUCAAGAAAAUGUUUUAUGACCAGCAGACAGAUGAUAUGACUGUGCUAGAAUAUGCCAACAAAUUUACUAAGCUGGGUCGGUUCUGCCCUCAGAUGAUAGAGAUUGAGAGAAGCAAGGCUAAUAGAUUUGAGCAAGGCUUGAGGGACGAAAUUCGAUCCCGAUUGUCAGUUCUGAUUUUUACUAGCUAUGGAGAGGCCCUGGAGAGAGCACUGAAGGUAGAAGCAGAUCUGAAGAAAUCAGGGAAGGAAAGAGGUGAGUAG